AUGUCAAGCAAUAUAACCACACCUUCCCCGGCCAUUAUAGUGCCUCCUCCGCCUCCGCCUGGGACUAAUUACAUUGCAGUAAUACAACCAUCUCUGAACUCGAUCAUGAUUGGGCACACCUUCACCAUCAUCCUGAUUCCCCUGAUUUUUGCGCUCUUUUACUUUUCCACUCCGCUUUCACGAAGAAGACCCAUAUUCAUUCUCAAUGUCAUAGCCAUCAUUCUGGCGUUCACUGCUGGGGUCAUGAUUGACAGUCUUGCGAUUCAUUCAAUGCUGUCUCCAUUGAACCCAUGGCCGCCAUCAAUUAACAUCGCUAUUGGAAUUAUAGGCGCAUUUCAAUCGAUCCUUGUUGACCUCAUCCUUCUGCUGCGUCUUACACUGAUCUACCCUUACACUAUUGUGGGCCCGAAACGCUUCGCCCUCGUCGCCGCACUUCCUGUACUCUUGAAAAUCGCGCGUCUCGUCAACAUGUUCAUAUUCAUUAAAGUUCUUGCGGAUGCUGCGCGUGGCCCAACAGGGAGUGAAAAUAUUGCAGUGGUGUGGGCCACCACACCCUGCCUCAAGAUUGAGUGGUCAGCUCAGCUUGUCGAUAAUGCCUAUGCCUCCAUAGCCUUCCUCUGGGCAAUCCGCCUUCGAAGAAAUUAUAGAUCAAGUGAAGUCAGCCCACGGAGGACGACGUUUGGACAACGCCUACGCACUCUUUUCUACAUAGCGGUCUCUAACUUCGUCUUCCCUUCUCUCUUGUCCCUCGCACAGCUGGUUGUUGUGUACAAAAACGUAUACGUCCUCACAGUCAACGAGAUCGUGCUCGUCAACACCAUGGUUGCUGUCAUUGGUGUCGUGUUUGCGACCGUAUGGGCCGGCUCUGUAAACUACCAAGACGAGAAAACCGAGCCCGACGUGUUUGAAAAAGCGCACAUGUCAUUCGAUGGACCAGGAACGUGGAAAGUCGCCACAGUCCAGCCUAAUUUGACAAUGGGAUCCACGGCUAUCACUGAACAGACGCGCAGCGCUCGUGGGGAGGCGAUCAGGCUCGUUGACACGAAUCAAACUUCAGGUGGGUAA
This is a messenger RNA of Suillus subaureus, 1065 nucleotides long. RefSeq lists its product as uncharacterized. The record is from RefSeq and is a predicted model, not a curated record. The transcript is spliced from 5 exons. Lineage: Eukaryota; Fungi; Basidiomycota; Agaricomycetes; Boletales; Suillaceae. Bases 1 to 1065 code for a protein of 354 amino acids.